Galeopterus variegatus (Sunda flying lemur) is the source of this 3609-nucleotide messenger RNA. It is a transcript of the gene FHOD1, whose product is annotated as formin homology 2 domain containing 1. Gene Ontology annotation, cellular component: cytoskeleton; cytoplasm. Gene Ontology annotation, molecular function: actin filament binding. Bases 148 to 3363 code for a protein of 1071 amino acids. The record is from RefSeq and is a predicted model, not a curated record. Gene Ontology annotation, biological process: cortical actin cytoskeleton organization; actin filament network formation. The transcript is spliced from 21 exons. Lineage: Eukaryota; Metazoa; Chordata; Mammalia; Dermoptera; Cynocephalidae.
GGUCAAGGGUCUUCGUACACACCCCUGCCACCUCUUACCCAGCCUGAAUGCUGUUGCCUUUGCUCCCAGCUAGAGGACUGUGCCCUGCAAGUGUCUCCCUCUGGAUACUACCUGGACCCCGAGCUGUCCCUGGAAGAGCAGCGGGAGAUGCUGGAAGGCUUUUAUGAAGAGAUCAGCAAAGGGCGGAAGCCUACUCUGAUCCUGCGGACCCAACUCUCCGUGAGGGUCAAUGCUAUCUUGGAAAAGUUGUAUGGUUCCAGUGGCCCUGAGCUCCGCCGUUCCCUCUUCUCACUGAAGCAGAUCUUCCAGGAGGACAAGGACCUGGUGCCUGAAUUCGUGCACUCAGAGGGGCUGAGUUGCCUGAUCCGUGUGGGUGCUGCUGCUGACCACAACUACCAGAGCUACAUCCUUCGAGCACUGGGCCAGCUGAUGCUAUUUGUGGACGGGAUGCUGGGGAUAGUGGCCCACAGUGAGACCGUUCAGUGGCUAUACACACUAUGUGCCAGCCUGUCCCGCUUGGUGGUGAAGACAGCCCUGAAGCUGCUGUUGGUGUUUGUGGAAUACUCUGAGAACAAUGCACCACUGUUCAUCCGCGCAGUCAACUCUGUGGCCAGCGCAACUGGCGCUCUUCCUUGGGCCAAUCUGGUGUCCAUCCUGGAGGAGAAGAAUGGUGCUGACCCUGAGCUGUUGGUGUACACCGUUACCCUCAUCAACAAGACGCUGGCGGCGCUCCCGGACCAGGAUUCCUUCUACGACGUGACCGAUGCACUGGAGCAGCAGGGCAUGGAGGCACUGGUCCAGCGCCACUUGGGCGCCGCGGGCACUGACGUCGACCUGCGCACCCAGCUUGUGCUCUACGAGAGCGCCCUGAAGUUGGAGGAUGGCGACAUCGAGGAAGCCGCAGCCGCAGGUGGGCGGCGCGAGCGACGAAAACCAUCUUCCGAGGAGGGAAAGAGGAGCCGCCGAUCUCUGGAAGGCGGGGGCUGUCCAGCGCGCGCCCCGGAACCUGGCCCCACAGGCCCCGCCUCACCGAUAGGCCCCACCUCGUCUUCCACGGGCCCUGCCUCGCUGACCGGCCCCGCCUCCAGUCCCGUGGGACCUGCCUCUAACCUCCUCGCCUCCGUGAACCUCUUUCCUGCCAUCUCUGUGGCACCCUCAGCCGACAGCUCCUGCGAGAGGAGCAUCUACAAAGCCCGGUUCCUGGAGAAUGUGGCAGCAGCAGAAACAGAGAAGCAGGUGGCGCUGGCCCAGGGCCGGGCAGAAACACUGGCUGGGGCCAUGCCCGAUGAGGCCAAUGGACACCCAGAUACCCGGGAACCAUGGGACUCCCAAGAGCCAGCCCCUGCACCCAGAACACCCCAGAGCCCUGCCCCCCGAGUCUCGCUCCGGGCCCAGCAAAGCCUUGAGUCAGAACCCAAGGAGCCAGUAGAGCCACCAAGCCCCAAGGCUGAGCCCAUCCGGCAGCUCCCUGCCCGUGUACCCAAACUCUGCAUUGGAGACCUGGACUUCUCAGAUCUGGGGGAGGAUGAAGACCAGGACGUGCUGAACAUAGAAUCUGUGGAGGCCGGGAAAGGGGUCCCACCCCCACCACCCUCACUGCCCCUGCUCUCUGGAGGCCUCCCACCUCCCCCACCCCCACCCCUCCCACCCAUCAAAGGUCCUUUCCCACCACCUCCACCUCUGGCUGCCCCUCUUCCCCCCUCAGCACCUGAUGCCCCAGCCCUCCCCACCAAGAGGAAGACAGUAAAACUCUUCUGGCGGGAACUAAAGUUGGUUGGGGGCCAUGGAAGCUCUGGAAGCCGUUUUGGGCCCUGCCCCACCCUGUGGGCCUCCCUGGAGCCUAUCUCAGUGGACACAGCCCGGCUGGAACACUUGUUUGAGUCCCGUGCCAAGGACGUGCUACCCUCCAAGAAAGGUAGUGAAGGACGCCGGACAAUGACCACAGUGCUGGAUCCCAAGCGCAGCAAUGCCAUCAACAUUGGCCUAACCACACUGCCACCUGUGCAUGUCAUUAAGGCUGCCCUGCUCAACUUUGAUGAGUUUGCUGUCAGCAAGGAUGGCAUUGAGAAGCUACUGACCAUGAUGCCCACAGAGGAGGAGCGGCAGAAGAUUGAGGAAGCCCAGCUGGCCAACCCUGACAUACCCCUGGGACCAGCUGAGAACUUCCUGAUGACUCUUGCUUCCAUUGGGGGCCUGGCUGCCCGCCUACAACUCUGGGCCUUCAAGCUGGACUAUGACAGCAUGGAGCGGGAAAUUGCAGAGCCACUAUUUGACCUGAAAGUGGGCAUGGAACAGCUGGUUCAGAAUUCCACCUUCCGCUGCAUCCUGGCUACUCUGCUAGCAGUGGGCAACUUCCUCAAUGGCUCCCAGAGCAGCGGCUUUGAACUGAGCUACCUGGAGAAGGUAUCGGAGGUGAAGGACACGGUGCGCCGGCAGUCACUGCUGCACCAUCUCUGCUCCCUGGUACUCCAGACCCAGCCUGACUCCUCCGACCUCUACUCAGAAAUCCCUGCCCUGACCCGCUGUGCCAAGGUGGACUUUGAGCAGCUGACUGAAAACCUGGGGCAGCUGGAGCGCCGGAGCUUGGCAGCUGAGGAGAGUCUGCGGAGCUUGGCCAAGCAUGAGCUGGCCCCAGCCCUGCGUGCCCGCCUCACCCACUUCUUGGCCCAGUGUGCCCGCCGUGUUUCCAUGCUGAGGGUAGUGCACCGCCGUGUCUGCAACAGGUUCCACACCUUCUUGCUCUACCUGGGCUACAGCGUGCAAGCAGCCCGCGAAGUGCGCAUCAUGCAGUUCUGCCACACACUGCGGGAGUUUGCACUCGAGUAUCGAACUUGCCGGGAGCGGGUGCUGCAGCAGCAGCAGAAGCGGGCCACAUACCGUGAGCGCAACAAGACCCGGGGACGCAUGAUCACUGAGACAGAGAAGUUCUCAGGUGUGACUGGGGAAGCCCCCAGUAACCCAUCUGUCCCAGUGGCUGUGGGCAGUGGGCCAGGCCGGGGUGAUGCUGACAGUCACGCCAGUAUGAAGAGUCUGCUGACCAGCAGGCCUGAGGAUACCACGCACAGCCGCCGCAGCAGAGGUAUGGUCCAGAGCAGCUCCCCAAUCUUGCCUACAACAGUGGGGCCCUCCUCUGCACCUCCAGAAGAACCCCCAGGCUCCAGUUUACCCAGUGAUACAUCAGAUGAGAUCAUGGACCUGCUGGUGCAGUCAGUGACCAAGAGCAGCCCUCGUGCCUUAGCUGCUCGAGAACGCAAGCGUUCCCGUGGCAACCGCAAGUCUUUGAGACGGACACUGAAGAGUGGGCUUGGUGACGACCUUGUGCAGGCACUGGGACUGAGCAAGGGUCCUGGCCUGGAGGUGUGAAGGUGCUGCCCUAGGAAACCUAUCUGGACCCUGGUGUGCAGUGCAAGAGACUAUAUAAGUAGAGCGAGGAGGGCCCAGAGCAGAAUUCUGGUCCCAGAGACCAGUGCCUUGAGCAGUAUUAGCUUUGUGUGUACAUGUAUGUGUGCGUGUGCAUACGUGUGUGUGUGUGCGCGUGUGCGCGCGCGUGCACGCGUAUAUGUGUGAGCUCCCUGAACUCAUGGAGCAAAAUAAAGUUUUCCUAGCUAA